Trachymyrmex septentrionalis is the source of this 1780-nucleotide messenger RNA. Its product is annotated as jerky protein homolog-like. Lineage: Eukaryota; Metazoa; Arthropoda; Insecta; Hymenoptera; Formicidae. Gene Ontology annotation, molecular function: DNA binding. Gene Ontology annotation, cellular component: nucleus. The transcript has 6 exons. The record is from RefSeq and is a predicted model, not a curated record. The coding region runs from base 455 to 1780 and encodes 441 amino acids.
UGGAACGCAUCCUAGAGAUCCUAGGAGUGCUUUCUAGCAAGGACAUAGUCAGAAACUGUGUAACACAAUGAAUCAUUUUAUUCUUGUUUAACGUAGGCAAACAACAAGGAUGUAAUGAUUCACUGUGUUACAUUGUGUCUGCUGCGUCCUUGCUGGAAAGCACCCUACCUCAAGGGAUGUGUUCCGAGUUUCGCGUGAAGCGCAUGAUGCAUCAUUUGUCCUUGUUGUUCAUCAAAUAAUGAAGAAGGAUAAAACAAUAAAUCAUGCGUUUCAUGCGUAACUCGGAACCUUAUGAUUAAGCUGUAGGAAGUGAGCCAAGAAAAUUAACAAUGACGAAGGAAAAGGCAAAAAAAGAAUUAAAAGUCCAAUCCAUACUUCAAUCGACAAAGCUACAUGGUUAUGGUUCCAAGAACGCAGUGCUACAGAUUUUCCAAUAUGUGGUCCAACAGUAAAAAUGCAGGCAAUGAAAUUUUGGAAAAUGUUUGGCGGUGAAGAUAGUGAAGGUGCUGAAAAGUAUAAGACAACUUUUUUAGAUAUAAUAAAAAAUGAAGAUUUGUCACCACAUCAAGUCUUUAAUUGCGAUGCAACUGGGUUGAAUUAUAAACAAAUUCCGAAAAAAACAUAUAGUGGUAACAAUGAGUCCGAAUCAACAGGAUUUAAAAUAAAAAAAAAACGAGUAACUAUCAUGAUUUGUAGUAAUGCAAGUGGCACAUUAAAAUUACCGUUAGUAUUAAUAGGGAAAAAUACCAAACUAUACGGUUUUAAAAGCUUAACUGUUCGGCCGGUAGUGUAUAAAAGCCAAAAAAAUACUUGGAUGACAGCACUGUUGUUUGAGGAAUGGUUUAAGGAGCAAUUUGUGCCACAAGUACAAAGUUUUUUGAAGAACAUGGAAUUAUCACCCAAGGCAGUAUUAUUCAUGGACAAUCGUGAUGGGCAUUUAGAAAAUUUAUCGCAUGAUGAAAUUAGGGUUGAAUUUUUUCCCCCUAAUAUAUCACUUUUAAUACAACCCAUGGAUAUAGGAGUUCUUCAAAAUCUCAAAACUUUAUAUCGAACUAAUGUAAUGUCUUUUUUUAUCGAUCAGUUCAAUAUUGGAACUAAUCUACCAAUAGCUAUGAAGAAACUUAGCAUUAGAAAUGUCAUUUUUUGGAUUACUACAGCUUGGAAUAAAGUCAAUAAAUCUAUAAUAUCAGAAUCAUGGAAGGCAUUAUGGCCAGACAUUUUACAAGUUCUUGCACCUAAUGAUGACAUUGAAAUUAUUGAUGAUAUUUGUCAUGAAUUGAGAGGUUAUGAAGAUCUCACUGUUCAUUUUCAUAAUUUUUUAAAAGAUCAACUUGGCGCAACCGUAGAAUUAAUUACUGUUCAAGACUGGCUGAACUCCCAUAGAGUUAUGAGUGAAGAUGAAUGUUUGACUGAUUCACAAAUAGUGCAAAUAAUAAAUGAAGAAGAAGAAGCAAUAGAAGAAGAAAAAAAAGGAGUACAGCGAAGAAUAAAAGCAGUACUACAGAGUAAAGACACAAGAAGAAGACUACAGAAUAAAGACGAUACAAUAGAAGAAGGAGAAAAAAAGAGAAGUAAGAAAAGAAGGAAAACAAAAUCAGGAAAAGGAGGAGCAGACCCAGAAGAAUUAUGUGAAAUGCUUGAAGAUUCCAUUCAAAAAGUGCAAAUGUAUUUGGAUACAGUGAUUAGACAUUGCAACGGAAAUUCCCACUACACUCAACAAAAUUUAAUUAAUUUAUAUGAGAUUAAAAAUAUUUUAAGGAAUGAAAGCCAAGGAUUUUAA